AAACUUGUAAUCAACAAGGAAGCAACUUAUAGCCGUUGUGUUAAGAUACUGUCAAAACGAAAGCUCCAGAUUUUGCUUGUCUUGCUUGCUAAAUACAAAAAUAUUCCACCUUUACACUCCAGACAUGGCGGCGAAAGGCGCAAAGGAGACCAUCGUCAACAAGCUGGGCUUCAAGUCCAACAGCGCCAAGGCAGAGGUGGAGAUGGAUAGACUCCGCAAGGAAAAUGCUCAUCUGCGGAGGAAGGUGGACGAGGUAUCUAAACGAGUUGCCAAACCUCCAGAUUCAGACAAAAGCAAACUUCUGGAGAGGAUUCUGUCGCUGGAGACACUGAGAGAGAGAAACAGCCAACAGCUACUAGUGAAGGAUCAAGAAAUGGACACCCUCAGACGGCAACUAUCUUCUAAGGGAGGAGAGUUGGUGGCAUCUCUGCAGGCUCAGUUGGAGCAGCGUAGGAGAGAGGCUGAGCAAAAAGACAAACUCUAUCAGUCUCUGUCAGAAGAGACGGAGAACCUGAAGAACAAGUUUGCUGCUCUUUCUGCCCGAUGCCAGGCCCUGGAGAAACAGGACCCUGUUGCUUUACAGAACGGCCACGUUCCAUCUGGGGACCUAGUGGUGGUUCACGACCAACUGAGAGAUGCCCUGGAGAAGAACCAGCAGUGGCUUGUUUACGACCAUCAGAGAGAGGCCUACGUGAAGGCUGUCUUGGCCCGCACCCUGGAGCUGGAACAGCAGCUCAGCACAGCCAACACAGCCCUGCAGGCGCUCCAGCAGACCCAGCACUCAGAUGCCAGCACUGAUGAGAAAUCCCAGGCGCAGGCUCGAAUGCAGGAGCACUGCAACCAGCUGCUGCAGGGGGCCAAGAGGGACGCGGAGGGCCAGCGGGAGCAGGCCAGCAGGGCCCAGGCUGAGCUGGGGGAGCUGCAGAGGAGGUAUGAGGAGAGGAGCCUCCAGCUGGAGGAGACUAGGGAGCAGCUGCAAGCUGAACGCCUCUGCAACAGGCACACUGUGAGCGAGGAGAGGAAGUGCUCGACAGAGAGGACUGACAGGAUGCGGGUGGAGCUGGAGAGUAUGGACGUCAGGCUGGAGGAGGAGAGGAAGCGCUCUGCUGACCUGCUGCUACAGGUGAAUCUCCUUCAGAAGUCUCUGCUGAGCCAGAAUGAGGAGAAGAGGAGAAUGGCUGUGCUGGAACAGCAGGUCCAGCUUUCUGCCAAAGACUUUGAGAACGAGAAGCUUGAUCGCCAGAGUCUGCAGCACCAGUUACAAAAGGUUCUGAAGGAGCUGCGAAAGGCCCGGGACCAGAUUACCAGGCUGGAGUCUUCUAAACAGCAGAGCCGUUUCUCUGAACCAAGCUCGUACAACAAGCUGGAGUUUGAGAGGCUGUCCAUUGAUGACCGCGCACCCUCCUCGCCCAGCAAGCCCUCCAGCCAAUUGGACGAGAGUUUCCUUGAAUGCCCGAAGUGUCGCGCCCCAUACGCCACCAGUCAGCAUCGGGAGCUGCUGGCUCACAUUGACUACUGCUUCAACUGAGGCAGAUCCAGGCCCUGUGUGCACUGUCCUCAAACCAGCCAUAACUCCUAUCCUCCUUGAGGUAAUCUCCACAGAAACAUGACCGCUGUCACCAGUUGACGCAUAUCUGAUCAGGGAUUGGUUGAAGCCAUAUGAGGAUGAAAUGUUAACACAGUUAAAUUUAGGAAACGGGCUCCAUCCUAUCAACAACAGGCUUCACUCAAAUAGACUAGAAAUCCCUUUACAUACGUUUAGGCCCAAGUGUAGAAUCUUAAGAUUUACUUUAUGCCUGGUUCUAAGAAACCCAACCCUGAUGCUGGCUCAAGCUGAUAUUGAGUGCCCUAUUGGUUUGGUGUGGUGUUCUCCUUAUCAGGUCAGAUCUAUCAAUCAAUCAAUUAAGGGAGCUCAUGUAUUUGAAAGGAUUUCAAGUGCUAUUUGAGGGCAGUCCACACUCCUGCUUUGGCACAUGUUGGACUCCAUGUCCGCAAACUGUCCGUUUGUGCCCUCUUACGGGCAAGCUGGAUUGGAAACACGCUUCAAUCAGGUCUGUGGGAUGUUUCUGGGCUAGGUGUGGACUUGGGAAAUUCACAAGGGAAUAUGUCUGUCACUGCUCUGUCACAGCUCUGUCGGUUUUGGUCUUCAUUUUAUUUGUAUGCUAUUUGUUUUUAUUAUACAAAUAGAAGAGGAAUAUAUUGUUUUGGUUUGUACUUAUUUUCAUGCUGUUUUUUAUAUGCUCAUUUGAUUGUUUCUCCUAAAUAAGGAGUAGGCUACAAACAGAUAGUAUUUUAAAAGUAAAAUAUCAGUGCUGCAAGAUUCCCAAGUUGGUAACUUGUAAUUUGUUUUGAAAUAAAUCGAUGACCAUUUAAAUAGAAAAUGAAGCUAUUCUGAAUUUAUUUGGAUUAUAUGUUUAAGUGUUUACAAAGCUUGUGUGAUGUUUUGACAUGGAAAUUAUAUAAUUAUUUAUGGUUUUCUAAGUACCUUGCUGUUUUGUGUACUGUUUUGGGCUUAGAUGCUAUUUGUGAAUAAGGUGUUACUUAAAGGCUUAAUCUAGCUCUUUGGAUACCAAAGAAGUCCUCAUUCUCCAUUGUUUUUUGGUUCUCUAUAGUUUACCUUUAAUUUAUGACAUGUCCCUCCAUGCCAGUAUUGCAGCGUUUUUUGGAAUUGGUAGUAUUGGAACAAGGUUCACUUCCGACUCAACCCUGACUUUACAAAUGGGCAGGUCUAAAGCUGGAAUGAGAUUGCAUAAGUAAAUCCUUGUACUAAACUAUUUAAGGCACAGGCUUAUUGAAGCUCCUCUGGAUAGGGAGGAAGUGAAGGUGCCUUUAUUCAAGGAAUGUGUCAACAGGCACUUUGGUGGGACGGUAGCCAUCUCAGCUUUCUGAUGUGGUAACGGCUGAGCUGUUGGUUCAAUGACAUGAUGCUGAUUAACUGCAUCUCAUGGGAAGAUCAUGAAAACCUGUUUGUGUCUUAAUUUACUAUCAAGUCAGGGAACCAUCUAAUGCACUGAUUUUCACCUUCUGGAAAAAAAGACUAGGUUUCCCAAUUAAAAUGUGUUUUGUUUCCCAUUA
Hypomesus transpacificus is the source of this 3075-nucleotide messenger RNA. RefSeq names its product centrosomal protein 55 like (gene cep55l). Gene Ontology annotation, biological process: regulation of phosphatidylinositol 3-kinase/protein kinase B signal transduction; mitotic cytokinesis. The coding region runs from base 125 to 1528 and encodes 467 amino acids. The transcript has 11 exons. Lineage: Eukaryota; Metazoa; Chordata; Actinopteri; Osmeriformes; Osmeridae. The record is from RefSeq and is a predicted model, not a curated record.